Molecule: messenger RNA, 1822 nt
Organism: Aedes aegypti (yellow fever mosquito)
Lineage: Eukaryota; Metazoa; Arthropoda; Insecta; Diptera; Culicidae
Gene: grsm
Product: probable aminopeptidase NPEPL1
Exons: 3
Coding region: 151-1719 (522 amino acids)
Biological process (GO): proteolysis
Cellular component (GO): cytoplasm
Molecular function (GO): manganese ion binding; metalloaminopeptidase activity
Source: RefSeq, a predicted model, not a curated record
UCAAACCCGGUGCUUUUGGUGCAUUUGACAGUGCUUGCGGUUUUUCGCGCUGCAUCAUAAUCUGCAUUUUCAUUGACCGAACACCCCCAACUGUAUUUAUCAGACAGCGAUAAAGAAGGUAACGGAUAAACGGAAUUUGCACCCCUCGUGAUGAGCAAACUCCGCUUCCACCGGGAGCUUCAGCCGUGCGAUCCGCACCAGACUCCGGUGCUGAUCGUUGGCCAACAGCGUCAUUUGGCCGAACUCAAGUUUGACCGUGUCCGCUGCAAGCUGGAUCCGCGCGUUUCGGAAGAUACGUUCCUCAAGGCGAUCGCUUAUCUGUAUCCCGCGCCUACCGAUACGUGUUCAUUGUAUUUGGAUCUCGCCAAAGUGGCCGCUCUGCCAAAGAAAGCCUCCCGGCAUAAUUCCGAAUCGAGGGCCCAUGCCCUGACCAAACUGGUCCAGUCGAACACUUCCGGCGUGAACGAAUCGAUUGUGGUAGUCUGCGAGAGGGAAUGCCUGUUUGCUUCCGGUUGCGCCGUGGCCAGAGCUUUCCCGCUGUACAGCCGGAAGACCAGUAAGGGUGGCACCAAUGGCGAUCCAGCCAUGCCGGAACCGCCUACCGUUAAUGUUGAGUUCCUGCUGGUUGGAGGAGGGGAACUCUCCGAGCAGGACGUGAAGGUGAUCGAGUAUGCUGCGAGAGGUAUCCGUUUGACGGCCAAAAUCGUCGAUGCGCCUUGCAAUGAAAUGAAUGUGUCCGGUUUUCUGCAGGAGAUUGACACCGUAGCGAAAGAGUUGAACCUGAAACCGAAGGUCAUCCGAGGCGAAGAGCUGAAGAAGAAAGGUUUCGGAGGAAUAUACGGUGUGGGGAAAGCAGCGGCUGAUCCUCCCGCUUUGGCCGUAUUGUCUUACGAGCCGGAAGGUGCGACCGAAACCGUAGCUUGGGUCGGAAAGGGCAUUGUAUUCGACACUGGUGGUCUCAGCAUUAAGGGCAAGACGGCCAUGCCUGGCAUGAAACGGGACUGUGGAGGAGCCGCUGCCAUUCUGGGAGGAUUUUACGCUGCGGUGAAGAAUGGUUUCAAACAAAACCUGCAUGCCGUGUUUUGCCUGGCGGAGAACUCGGUUGGCCCUAAUGCAACCCGUCCGGAUGAUAUCCAUCGUUUAUACUCGGGAUGUACGGUUGAGAUCAACAACACCGAUGCGGAAGGUCGCCUGGUUUUGGCCGAUGGCGUAUGUUAUGCCGAUAGGGAUUUGAAGGCAAAGGUUAUCCUAGAUAUGGCUACCCUAACAGGAGCUCAAGGAAUAGCGACUGGUAAAUACCAUGGAGCUAUCUUGACCAACAGCGGCUCUUGGGAGAAUAAGGCAGUUAUAGUUGGUCGUCAAACGGCUGAUUUGCUGUCGCCGGUACCGUACUGCCCGGAACUCCAUUUCAGCGAGUUCACCUCCGCCGUGGCUGAUAUGAAGAACUCGGUGAUGGAUCGCGGUAAUGCUCAAGUCAGCUGUGCCGGUCUUUUCAUUGGGGCUCAUCUUGGUUUUGAGUACGAUGGUGUCUGGAUGCAUGUCGAUAUGGCGUCGCCAGUGCAUUGUGGAGAACGAGCUACCGGAUACGGAGUCGCUUUGCUUGUGGGCCUGUUCGGGAACCACAGCAAAGCCGAACUGCUUCAACAAGUCGCUGCUGCUGCCAAAAUUGCAUCCGAUUGCGAUCUAGAGCCGACACUGAAGAAGGCUCGCGUCGAUUGAAUGUGGCCUGGUAUAGAUAGUAAUGAAUUUAUACAUGUGCAUUUGAAUGCAGUUUUUGUAUGUCCUUUUUCACAAGAGUAAAUAAACGUUUGGAAUGCACAAA